Messenger RNA from Varroa destructor (honeybee mite), 5689 nucleotides. RefSeq lists its product as uncharacterized. Lineage: Eukaryota; Metazoa; Arthropoda; Arachnida; Mesostigmata; Varroidae. Gene Ontology annotation, molecular function: kinase activity; ATP binding. Gene Ontology annotation, biological process: phosphorylation. The record is from RefSeq and is a predicted model, not a curated record.
UCAAUAUCCGUCGCCUUUUUCCCUCGUACAAGUAGGCUGUCUAAGCCGGAAGAAGUAAAUCUAGCGCCAUAAAACGAUUAUAUACAAGGCCAUACUCUCUGACCGAUGGUGGUUUACCACAAGACGGCAAACAUUAAAAUGUCGAAUCGAGCCUUUACUGCUAGCAACAUUCUAAGCAAGUAGUGAUCGCCAGUCUACUAUGUCUACGAGCGAACGACUCCUACUCGACAACAUUGUUGCGGCGAGAACGCUAGCAAACGGAUAUUCGUUAUAGGAUUUCAGUGGAGAACCAGCGGUUGUCACAAGGUUUCCUGUCAACCUGUCAGGCCACAAUAGUAUCUAUUUGGCCUGUCGAGACUGCUGUGUUAAAACGGGCAUUUUCGCUGCAAAGUCAAACUUUACAAUCAUCUGUGAUAAGUUUCGUAGUUUCAAAGUUAUCAUUUGAAGGAACACAUUAUUAUAGGAACAGUUACGUAUCAACUAACAAAAGCCUCAAGAAUAAGUAAGUUGAAAAAGGUAAAAUCGUCUUUUAGUUGGAAUUGUAUUGUGUGUGUCUAUUGCUCCCGCCUGUACGCUGAUUGAGCUAACAGCAUGGGCGGAAAUGCACGGAAAAACUUCAUGGUCAGGACGACACGCUACAUUCUCGUCCGGCUGCUUAAGUUACUGCAGAACGACUAUCCAGUUAGGGAUGAUAUAUCUUUACAAGAGCUAACACGGAUUUUGGCCUGCCACCUCUAUUUUCGCUAUGCUCGACAAUCAAUGUUCCCUGUCUAUGACUGUUGCUCCACCGACCCGGUUAGCAGAGGCAUCCUUAUUCCGGAAGAAGAAAAACGACUUGAGUAUCCUAUUCCCCAGGCCGCACUCGAAUUUGGGGGUCCUCAAGAACUAUUGUUAACUGGAAUGCGAACCUCGGGAGAGUUGCUAAUGAUCCGCAUGGUUCGCGCAGAACAGAGACGAGCACAAAUUCAUAUCGUUUUCAAAGACAGCAAAAAUCGUACAUUCGUUUCAUCCAGCUGCGGCAGGAACGCUAACAGCGAGGCCUGUCGAGUUUUGACCUUGGAUAUCAGCCAGGGCAAAACAUUUCAGGCAGGCGGAUUGCGUCUGGAAUGCAUGGAACCUAUGCGAAAAUGGAGGAUCGUUUUCAAUGACAUGUUGAUUAAUAAGGAAACCGGACAAGCCGUCCACGUCAGAGUCGGUCUUCUCUGGUUUUCUAUGAGUCAUGUGAUGGAAUGGAUAAGCAUGGUGCCCAUCAAACGCCUGAUGGACUUCUGCCUAGAGAAAGGAAGUACCAUCGACCGGAUAUCGCAUACAAUCGCUUCUAGUGAAACGUGUAGAGAUCAGUUGAACGGUUAUGAACAAACCGGUUACUACGUAGGAACCUUUAUAAUAGGUGGAGAAUGUACACAGCCAAGAACUUCUACAGGGGCAUCGGAACAACAUAAACCAGUUACGCUGGGCGCAUCUGCUGAGGAACAAGAAAUCUGCCUACGGGGCAAUUUCAUGCGCAUCCGACAUCCUCAGCGACUUGGCAUAAAUUCUCCUGCCCUUAAUGGAUUUUCACACAACUUCAUUUUUAGCAUCAAAGGGCAAAUGAUGCAAAUCAGCACCCAGCAGUUUGCGCAAAGUGGCCGCGGGCUAAUCUAUGGCAGCUUUGUGGGAACAUCUGGAUUUAAAGACCCGAUAGAAAAAGUCCUUAAUGAUCAGGGGCUUGAAGCAGAUGUACAGGACGUCCUUCUCUCACCGGUGCUGAAAUGUCGGACGUUUGAACUCUCCCAUGACCUAUUGCGUUCGGAGGCUGUACCACUGGAGUCCUUCAAGUCCGCUUUAGGAUGGAACAACGAACUUCAGGUUUCAACAUUCGAUGCCACGAUUGACGAUAUUAAGGCUAUUGGUAUGACCAUCGAAGGGGUCGUAAUUGAAGUCGGUAACGACGAGCUCGUCGAACCACCAUUGAAUUUGCUCGACUUCGAAAUCCCGUCAGUUCCAGCCAAAUACGUAAUACCGCUUACGGAUCCACAAUGCAAAAACUGCGAUCUGGCUGGAAGGAAAGGUUCUUCUUUAGCUGUGUUGACCGAACUUUCGAGUAUGACCAAUGGCCGAACUAGAUUUAUGGUUCCCGGCGGUGUUGUGGUUACCACCGAGGCCUUCUGCAGGUUUCUGCAUUCACCCAAAAUGUCGGCUCUUGAGAAGGGCCUGAACAAGGUGCUAUCAACUUCAGCAGUGUCAGAGGUAAAGCGGAUCAUUGAUAGUUGCAAACGGCGUGUAGAGGGUGAGGCUAUGCCGUCCUGCAUUUCAAAACAGAUUUUUGAACAACUUCAAGAGACUUUUCCAAAUUUUUUGUCGAAACGUUUUACUGUGCGAAGUUCGUGUGCUGACGAAGGCUUAGAGGAUAUGUGUGCGACAAGUCAAAUGGAAACGUUUCUUGGAGUUAAAGGGGAAAAAGAGAUAAUAGCUGCCGUGCUGAAAUGUUGGGCAUCCCAACUCAGUUUCGCAGCUGUUGAGUACAAACGACGCUACGGACAAAAACUCCUGAGCAAAAUGGCUGUCCUUGUCAUGGAGAUGGUGCCCGCGGAAUGCGCCGGGCUGAUUCUUACCUGUAACCCAGUAACUGGUGAUCCGUCUACAAUUUACAUCGCGUCAAAACGAGAGAGUGUUGUAUCCGAACUAGUUGACUUGGACACCGUAUGCGUAUCACGUGACAUUAACGGAAAUAUGACUGUGGACCCCGUCGACGUCGGGAAAAAAGAUAUCAUGGUCGUCAUGGGCUUAGGUGGAACGCGCGAAGAAAAAUUUUCGACCUCCCCUGGAGCCCCUCCUCCGUCCAUCAGUCCAUUUCGUGCUGCACAACUUGCGCAUAUCGGCGCUGAGGUGGAACGAUGCUACAGCGACUGCCUUUAUAUUGAGUGGGCGCUCCAAGGCGACAUAGUUUUCCUUCUCCAAGUACGUCCAGUUUCUUUCAUGGACAAACUAUCGGACCAAGAAAUCGCCUUAGAUAUGGAGAUUCCGUCCUGUAACGAGAACGCGUGUUACUCAAAGGUCAACAUUGGGAAAAUCCUAGAUGCCGCUAUGACCCCCCUCAGCACAGAUAUGAUAAAAAAGGAGUGCACAAUUUACGUAAAAAAAGCCAAGGGAAAGUCGCUUCGCGAACGACGAUCGGCAGUGAGCCCCUACGUUGGUGCGCUAUUGAAAGGCUCACAUCAUCAUGUCUUUUUCGAUCUAUCCGAGACGAUCCGAAUAUUUCAGGUAAACAGCAUGGAUAAUCGUCAGAUGGAGUCAGUCAUGCUCAAUCUCUGUGGGAGAGCCUUAGAUAAUCCUGAAUUUCACGAAAUUAUGAAUGAUAAAACUGAUCUGCCGCCGCAUGUGCCUUUUUUUGAAGCGAAAAAUGAAGUCAUUCGGAUGAAGUGGCUUGCAAAAGUUAUCUGGCGAUAUAAUCGAUAUGUCUACCGUAAGAAAGCCCGCUUUCCCUCACCAAAUAUGUCAGCUGAGGAACUUUUCAAUGGGUUCAUAACGGCUCUUAACAUGACGAUUGACUACGGAAUUCGACAGCAUUUAGACGCUUUCUAUGGGUCGUCGCUUUGGAUAAGUGACAUCGUGAAUUACCUACUGUCAAUUAGCAAUGAGUCAACAGAAACAAUAUGCUCAAACAUAUCUGAGCUUCUCGGCUCAGCUCAAGAUGUUCGCGGCUGCAACGCCUACAAAGCACUCGAGAAUCUCUCGCGAGUGAUCCAGUCGGAAAUCGGAAAAGAUAGUUUUUUAGACGCUUCAGAAGACGACGCAAUUGCGCUGCUAACAGACGCUAAGAGUUAUCCCCUGUCAAGCACUGCCUUUCAACAAUAUAUUGACAAACAUGGACAUCGAGAACACAAUCAAUUUGACGUCUACCGCCAGCCACGGGCUUUUAACGCAGUGCCUGUUGUCACAACCCUUCAGGCAAUAAUCCAAAACGUCUCAGGGGAUUCUGAAACCAAACCCGUAAAGGGAAUAUGGCAGGCCAUGCAAGGCUUAACUUGUCAACUAAACUUUUGGCAAAAGCUUCGCUUGAGCUACGUAGUGUACUUUUCUCGAAAAUCUGUUGGCGUUUGUGAAAACACUAAAUCGCUUUGGCUUUCGACUAUACACGGAACUCGACUUUGGAGUUGGGCACUGGCGCGGAAGCUCCACGCUGAGGGACGUUUACCUGAAGAGGAACUUCUCUUCUUCUGUACAAUCAACGAAAUACGCGAAAUUAUGGAAACGCGUGACCCCGCUAUUAUUGCUAGGGCCCAUUAUCGCAAACGAUUAUUCCCCACAUUUGUUGAACUGCAGUUCCCGGAGUACUUUCGUGGCAUACCGAAACCGAUUUUAUCGGAGACUCCAACAUUCGAAGGCCACGUGGUACAAAUGAAAGGCCUUCCCAUUAACGCAGGAAGAAUUAAAGCAAGAGCAAGAGUCAUCUCGAAAUUGGAAAACGUUUAUACUGUCCAGCAAGGUGAGGUGUUAAUCACGUACGCGACGGAUACUAGCUGGAGCCCCUAUUUUCCGAUCCUCGGUGGUAUCGUGACUGAGCUUGGUGGGUUCAUGUCGCACGGAGCUGUACUAGCUCGCAGAUACGGCCUACCGUGCGUCGUCGGACUUACCGGCGCCAGUAAGAUAUUUCAGACCGGAGACCUGGUGCUGCUGGAUGGGACGAAAGGAUAUUUAAUUCGCAUGGAUGAAACUGAAGGUCAGUAGAGUGAAUCUGAGCUGGAGACCAGCGACUCGAGUACGGGGACAUAAGGGUCGUCCCCAUAGGGAGCAGCCAUACUGGACGUUGAAGCGACUCCAAUUACAAGCAAAAUUAUUAAUAGCACUGGCAAAUCAGGGAAAUUUGUACACACUCACAAAUAAACACGUUUAAGCUGGGAUGACGUCUUACAUGUUGCGUAUAGUUCUACUUAAUGAAUAUGAUGCUAGUUUAGACUUAUGCUUGAAAUCAAGAAGGUCUUUGAAUUCCAGAAAGAAUGAUCAACGCUGAAGGGAAAUGCAGUAGAAGGAAAUAAAGCAUUGAAAAAACCUCAUUAACCCUAUUAUUGCGUGUUCCGCUUAGAUACCGGUAUGUCAAUACUUCUCCAAAGGGUAAAGCUGCAUAUAAAACAGCAGAAUCUGACAAUGAAAACGACUGCCAAAAAUAUGUUUGUGCUAGGAACCAGAGUCUGCAAACGACCUGUACCCAGAAAAAUUCGGAACAUAAAGAAAAGUUAUUAACAGGAGUUUUGUACUCAUUGGUGACGCAUAAACAGUGAACAAUUGCAACUGGGACAUUUAUUCGGUUCCAUGACACCUUCAACCUGCCAUUGUAGAGGAUUUUGGCUCGAGAAAACUACAUGCGACGGGGCAGUGUACCUAAAUAAUAUAAAAAUUGUAAAUUCAAAAACACUUAAUGGCCUCCAUUUUGCGAAAAUAUCAAUUUGAAUAUAUCGUUCUCGAGCGGACAAUGCGAAAACAGCAGAAAACUGCUUCUUUAGCAAAAUUUCAAGCGAUAACGUAACGAAAGUUACAAUCGUGCAAAACAUAUGUGUAUCAGUAGAAAGAAUCAGCGUAUUUGGAGCUGUAUCAAACCAACAGUAACAUUUAAAGGUAAAUUUCAGUUAUUCAAUAAACAAAAGCGACAAUCGCUGCCCGUAAAGCUAAUACUAAGAUAAUAUUUGAGUUAGGCAAUAGUAUAAUGUAA